GCGAGAUUAAAAAUGGCGACCUCCAUUGCAAUUUUGUAAGAGACACAGGCAGUGGAUCCACAUGCUCACCACAUUGAUACAGUGUGUUAGUUGAAUCCAGAGAAGGGGGAUUUCAACCUUUAUCUCCAGAACCAUGACAGUUUCAGUUCAGAUGGCACAGUUCAUCACUGGACUGAAGUCCAGGAAUGAUGAAACGCGGACAGAAGCAGCUCGGAAACUGAACCACUAUGUCACCACCGAGCUGAGGGAAGUUUCCAUCGAGGACUUGACGGCCUUCAUGGACGAGUUCAAUCAUCAUAUAUUUGAGAUGGUCUCCAGCUCUGACGUAAACGAAAAAAAGGGCGGGAUUCUGGCAAUAGUGAGCCUCAUUGGAGUGGACAUAGGCAACACAAAUACCAGAAUCAGCAGAUUUGCCAAUUAUCUUCGAAAUCUUCUGCCAUCCAAUGAUGUUGGUGUGAUGGAAAUGGCGUCCAAAGCAGUUGGAAGAUUAGCCCUGGCGUCUGGAACGUAUACGGCAGAAUAUGUCGAAUUUGAAGUAAAGAGGGCGCUAGAGUGGCUGACAGGAGACAGGCACGAGGGAAAGAGACAUGCUGCGGUUCUGGUGUUGAGGGAGCUGGCUGUUUGCACUCCAACCUUCUUCUUCCAGCAAGUUCAGCCAUUUUUUGACUGCAUCUUCAGUCCUGUUAGAGAUCCCAAGCCUGCUAUACGAGAAGGCUCGGUUGCUGCACUAAGAGCAGCUUUGGUGGUCACCUCACAGAGAGAAACAAAGGAGGGGCAGAAGUCGCUCUGGUAUAAGCAAUGUUACGAAGAAGCCGAGAAACCAUUCGAUGAACUUCAUGGCAAGUACCUGCGUCUGACUCGUGAUGACUGGGCGCAUGGUUCUCUUCUCAUCAUCAACGAGUUACUGAGAUGUAGUAAUAACGAGGGCGAGCGAUUUCGACAAGAAAUGGAAGACAUUUCAUUGCAGCAACAUUACCAUGAGAAAAGUUACAGGACCACCCACGGCAAGUCCAAGCACCAGCACCCCCAUUCUCACCCCCACCACCACAACCCCAGCGUCUUCCAGAUGCAUCAGAGGAGCCCCCUAUUGAGCAGCGUGGUGUUUCCUGGCAUGGCCCAGCCUCAGAAACAGUUCUUCUUUGAGAGCAGGACGUGUAAGGAGCUAAUGCUGGACCAUUUUACUAAGGUGUGCAAGGCAGUACUGCGACACAAAAACAGCAGAAGUGUGUAUGUGCAGCAGGUGCUCCUCAAAGUCUUGGCCAGGCUGGCUGCAUUCAAACCUGAUAUCUUUGUGAAGGGGUAUUUAGGAGAGACCAUGAGCUAUCUUCUGGGCUGUUUGAAGAACCAGAGGGAGAGAUCUGCAGCCUUCCAGGCCAUCGGGCUCAUCGCUGUGUCUGUAAAGUCAGAGAUUAAAAGACACCUGCCCAAACUGAUGGACGUGAUUAGACAGUCUCUGCCUGCCAAAGAUUUAACACAAAAGAAGCAGAGGAACAAUGUGGACCCGGCCGUGUUCACCUGUGUCAGUAUGCUGGCCAGGGCGGUGGGACCAGCUCUAGCCAAGGACAUCAAGGAACUGCUGGAACCCAUGUUGGCAGUUGGACUCAGCCCUGCCCUGACUGCAGCGUUGAGGGACCUCGCCACCCAGAUCCCUCAGCUGAAGAAGGACAUUCAGGACGGCCUUCUCAAAAUGCUGUCCCUGGUGCUCAUGGGAAGGCCCCUCAGACACCCUGGGGCGCCCAAAAGUUCCACUUUGCCUGUGCCAUUCUUAGUUGGUCAAGGAGUGUCUGAUGCCCAAGAUGUGACCAGUAUAACCUUGGCACUGCGGACACUGGGCAGUUUUGACUUUGAAGGUCAGUAUUUGACUCAGUUUGUGCGGCACUGUGCCGAGACCUUUCUGUCCAGUGAACACAAGGAGAUCCGCAUGGAGGCAGUCAGCACAUGCUCACGUCUGCUGACACCAUGUCUAAAUCUUGUCUCACAGAACCAGGGCCACGUGAGUUCUUCUGCCAUGAAUACGGUGGCUGAUGUUCUCAACAAACUCCUCAUGGUUGGAAUCACAGACUCUGAUCCAGAUAUUCGAUUCUGUGUGCUCGCCUCAUUGGAUGAAAAGUUUGACUCCCACUUGGCGCAGGCGGAGAACCUCAGUGCACUGUUUGUUGCCUUGAAUGAUGAGGUGUUUGAUAUCCGAGAGCUGGCUAUUUGUACCAUUGCCAGACUAAGUUCAAUGAACCCUGCCUAUGUCAUGCCAUCUUUGAGAAAAGUUCUAAUACAAAUUUUAACAGAGCUGGAACACAGUGGUGUUGGCAGGAACAAGGAGCAGGCAGCCAGACUUCUGGGCCAUCUGGUCUCCAAUGCCCCGAGACUCAUCAGACCAUACAUGGAACCCAUCCUGAAGGUUCUGAUCCCCAAGCUGACAGAGCAGGACCCCAAUCCCGGGGUAGUGAACAGCGUGCUCUCAGCCAUAGGGGAGCAGGCAAGGGUCAGUGGGAUGGAGAUGAGGAAGUGGAUGGACCAGCUGCUGCCCAUUGUGCUGGACAUGAUGCAGGACUCGUCCUCCCUGCAGAAGAGAGAGAUAUCCAUAUGGACCCUAGGUCAGCUGAUAGAGAGUACAGGCUAUGUGGUGGAACCGUAUCAGAAGUACCCUCACUUACUGGAGGUGCUGCUGAACUUCCUGAAGACUGAGCAGUCCCACGCCAUUAGGAGAGAGGCAAUACGAGUGCUUGGACUUCUUGGUGCCCUUGACCCAUAUAAGCACAAGGUCAACUUAGGAGUGAUUGACAGGUCUAGUGAUGCAGGGGCGGUGCUUAGCAUGUCAGACAAUACAAAGGGGGAGGAGCAGACAGGAGAAUACAGCACCAGUGAAAUGCUGGUCAACAUGCCCACGGCGACUCUGGAGGAGUUCUACCCAGCCACCGCGAUCGCCACUCUGAUGAGGAUCAUCAAGGACCCGUCGCUGGCGCAGCACCACACCAUGGUGGUCCAGGCAAUCACGUUCAUCUUUAAGAGUCUGGGGAUUAAGUGUGUGCCGUAUAUACAGCAAGUUAUGCCUGCUUACUUGAAUGUUAUCAGGACUUCUGAUGCCACAUUCAGAGAGUUUCUGUUCCAACAGCUGGGGGUAAUUAUUGCCAUAGUGAAACAGCACAUCAGGAAUUACUUGGAUGAUAUCUUCUCUCUCAUCAGGGACUACUGGACUCCAAACAGCCCAAUGCAGAACACAAUCAUCCUCCUGAUAGAGCAGAUUGUGAUAGCGCUGGGGACGGAAUUCAAGAUUUACCUGCCACAAAUCGUACCCCAGAUGCUUAAGGUUUUCAUGCACGACAGCAGUCCAGGCAGACAAGUGACUGGAAAGCUGCUGAACGCCAUGCAGAUGUUUGGUCCAAACUUAGAUGACUAUCUUCACCUUUUGCUGCCUCCAGUUGUCAGACUCUUUGACUCAGCAGAUGUGCCUAUUCCUGUUAGAAGGGGAGCUCUGGAGACUGUCGACCGUCUGACCGACUCCCUGGACCUGACGGACUUUGCGUCCAGGAUUAUCCACCCCCUGGUGAGGACCCUGGACACCACGCCUGAGCUGAGGGGGACGGCCAUGGACACUCUGGCCGCCCUGGUGGUCCAGCUUGGGAAGAAGUACCAGAUCUUCAUCCCCAUGGUGGCCAAGGUGCUGACCAAACAUAAAGUGGCUCACCAGAGAUAUGAACUUCUGCUGUGUAAGAUCAUCAAGGGUUCCACCUAUGCAGAAAUGGAAGAUGACCCACUGUUGUACAAGCACAAGCAGAAUCGUAAUCGGCCCAGUCAGCAGACGCCAGACCAGAGUGCCGAAACGGCGACAAUCAAGAAACUCCAUGUUAGCUCAGCAACCCUGCAGAGGGCCUGGCUUGCUACAAGGCGGGUGUCUAAAGAUGACUGGAUGGAGUGGCUGCGGAGGCUGAGUAUAGAGCUCCUGAAGGAGUCACCAUCACCAGCGCUGCGUUCCUGCUGGGCUCUGGCACAGACAUAUAAUCCACUGGCAAGGGACUUGUUCAAUGCCGCCUUUGUGUCAUGUUGGACAGAGCUAAGUGAGACGCAGCAAGAUGAGUUGAUCCAAAGUCUGGAGCAGGCACUGACAUCGCAGGACCUGCCAGAGAUCACGCAGACCCUGCUGAACCUGGCCGAGUUCAUGGAGCAUUGUGAAAAGGGCCCCUUACCCUUGGACACUAGUUUACUCGGGGAGAGGGCGAUGAGAUGUCGUGCCUUUGCCAAGGCUCUGCACUAUAAGGAAGAUGAAUUCCAUCGCACUGCCUCCACAUCUACCUUAGAGGCUCUGAUAAGCAUCAACAAUAAGUUGCAGCAACCAGAGGCAGCAGCAGGUGUUCUGGAAUAUGCCAUGGCUCACCACAAGUCUGAUAUUAAAGUUCAGGAGAGAUGGUAUGAGAAGCUUCAUGAGUGGACUGAAGCACUGAGUGCCUACGAGGCCAAACAAGAGAAGGAGCCAGAUAACGUUCAACUCACGCUGGGGAGAAUGAGAUGUCUGGAGGCACUGGGAGAGUGGGGCCAGCUGUACCAGCUUUCCUGUGAAAAAUGGCCACUGGCUAGUGAUGAAACUCGCCAGCAGAUGGCACGGCUGGCUGCUGUGGCAUCCUGGGGUCUGGGACAGUGGGACAGCAUGGAGGAGUACAGCUGUAUGAUACCACGAGACAGCAUGGAGGGGGCCUUUUACAGGGCUGUGCAGGCCCUCCACGUGGACCAGUAUACUGUGGCUCAACAGUGUAUAGACAAAGCCCGUGAUAUAUUGGACACAGAGUUGACAGCUAUGGCUGGGGAGAGCUAUAACAGAGCCUAUGGUGCUAUGGUGAAUGUUCAGAUGUUGUCAGAACUAGAGGAGGUGAUGCAGUAUAAACUGGUGCCAGAGAGGAGAAACUCCAUCAAGGAAACCUGGUGGAACAGGCUGCAGGGGUGUCAGCGUGUGGUUGAGGACUGGCAGAGGAUCAUCCAGGUGCGCUCCCUGGUGGUGACCCCCCAGGAAGACAUGAGGACGUGGCUGAAAUACGCCAGUCUCUGCAGGAAGAGCGGGAGACUGGCAUUAUCCCACAGGACCCUGGUCAUGUUACUGGGAGUUGACCCGGCUAAGAGUCCUGACCAGACCAUCCCCACCAGCCACCCUGCCGUCACCUUUGCCUAUAUGAAACACAUGUGGAAGAGCAACAAGAAGAACGAAGCAUUUGAAAAUCUGCAUCGUUUUGUGAAGAACUCUCUCCAGCCACGUGUGAACCAGCUCAAUGCCCCAGAGGAAUCCUCACAGAAAGCGGAGUAUAACAAACUGUUGGCUAAAUGCUACCUGAAGUUAGGCGACUGGCUGGAAGAUGUCCAGGGAAUAACAGAGGAUUCUAUACCCAGGGUGCUGCAGUACUUCAGCGCUGCCACUGAGCAUGACAGGAACUGGUACAAGGCAUGGCAUGCUUGGGCCUACAUGAACUACGAAGCAGUGCUGUUCUUCAAGCAGCAGGGACAGAGCACCACCCAGAAUGGCACAGGGGCAGCUGUGGGGAAGAAAGAGUCUGGAGAAGCAGUCAAAGGAGGAGAGAGUAACACGGCCAAGAUGUUCAAGUACUGCAUCCCAGCAGUCCAGGGCUUCUUCCGUUCCAUAGCGUUAUCCAGUGGGAACUCGCUGCAGGACACACUGAGGUUGCUGACCCUGUGGUUUGACUAUGGCCAGUGGUCAGAAGUGUAUGAGGCCCUGACUGAGAGUAUCAAGACAAUCCAAAUUGACAACUGGUUACAGGUCAUUCCCCAGCUGAUUGCCAGAAUAGACACUCCCAGACAAUUGGUAGGAAAACUCAUACACCAGCUCCUCAUGGACAUUGGAAAGCACCACCCACAGGCACUUAUCUACCCUCUGACGGUGGCUUGCAAGUCGAACGUCCCAGCACGCCAGGCCGCUGCCAACAAAGUGUUAAAGAACAUGAGAGAACACAGCAACACCCUGGUCCAACAGGCUUUGCUGGUGAGUGAAGAGUUGAUCCGUGUCGCCAUUUUGUGGCAUGAACUGUGGCAUGAAGGACUUGAGGAGGCAUCUCGCCUCUAUUUUGGGGAGAGGAACGUCAAGGGGAUGUUUGCCACCUUGGAACCCCUCCACUGUAUGAUGGAGAGAGGGCCGCAGACAUUGAAAGAAACAUCCUUUAACCAGGCCUAUGGGCGUGAUCUACUGGAGGCUCAAGAAUGGUGCCGAAAGUACCAACGUUCUAACAACGUCAAGGACCUGACCCAAGCCUGGGACCUUUACUAUCACGUCUUCAGACGGAUAUCCAAACAACUUCCCCAGCUGACCUCCCUGGAACUGCAUUAUGUGAGCCCCAAUCUUCUGAGUUGUCGCGAUCUGGAACUGGCUGUACCUGGAACCUACGAUGUGAACCAGCCAGUGGUCGGGAUUUCUUACGUGCAAAGUUCUUUACAAGUGAUCACUUCCAAGCAGCGGCCAAGGAAGUUGUCAAUAUUUGGAAGCAAUGGGCGGGAAUAUGUGUUCCUACUGAAGGGGCAUGAAGACUUGAGGCAGGAUGAGAGGGUGAUGCAGCUGUUUGGAUUGGUCAAUUCUCUGCUCAUGAAUAACCCUGAGACAUUCAGGAGGAACCUCACCAUCCAGAGAUAUUCCAUCAUUCCGCUGUCCACCAACUCUGGCCUGAUAGGCUGGGUCCCCCACUGUGACACCCUCCACUCUCUGAUCAGAGACUACAGGGAGAAGAAGAAGAUCUUGCUGAACAUAGAGCACAGGAUAAUGUUGAGGAUGGCGCCAGACUAUGACCACCUGACCCUGAUGCAGAAAGUGGAAGUGUUUGAGCAUGCUCUGGAGCAUACCCAAGGAGACGACCUGGCAAAAAUACUUUGGUUUAAGAGCCCCAGCUCUGAGGUGUGGUUUGACAGAAGAACCAACUACACCCGCUCCCUGGCUGUCAUGUCCAUGGUGGGCUAUGUGCUGGGACUAGGAGACAGACACCCUUCAAACUUGAUGUUAGACAGAAUGAGUGGGAAAAUCAUCCAUAUUGACUUUGGCGACUGUUUUGAAGUGGCCAUGACCAGAGAAAAGUUUCCAGAGAAGAUCCCAUUCCGCCUGACGAGAAUGCUCAUUAAUGCUAUGGAGGUGACUGGUAUUGAUGGCAACUACAAGAUGACUUGUGAGAGGGUGAUGGAUGUCCUCAGGGAGAAUAAAGAUAGUUUAAUGGCUGUACUGGAGGCUUUUGUUUAUGACCCCUUACUGAACUGGAGACUUAUGGACACUCAUACAAAAGCCAAGAGGUCCAGGGCAAGAUCAGGCACAGCUGCUGCCACCUCUUAUUCUGAAAGUACGGAAACAACAGAUAUCUUGGAUGAUGGAGACCUCAUAGCUUCCCAGAAAAGAACAUCAAACUAUGGCCAAGAGAGCACAUCUUUAGGAGAUGGUCAGCCAGAAGCUCUGAACAAGAAAGCCAUUCAGAUUGUGAACAGGGUCAGAGAUAAACUGACAGGUCGUGAUUUCCAGUCAGACGAGUCCAUAGAUGUUCCAACCCAAGUCAACCUUCUGAUCAAACAGGCUACUUCCCAUGAGAAUUUGUGUCAGUGUUAUAUUGGAUGGUGCCCAUUUUGGUAAACUAGCACGUGGGUGAACACAGACAUUUUACUACACAUUCAGUAACCAUGCAUCAACAACGUUGGACUUUAUUGCCUCUGAGUCAGCUAGUGUGCCAUUGUCAACUGUUCAAUUUUCGCCCAUAAAUUCAGUCUGAUUUAAUUAUCCUAAUUGGCUUAAGUAUACUUAAUUGUAUUUUUCAAAACUAGAAUUUGAUCAAGUAAAACCAAAUGAUUAAUUGUAAUGAGUUUUAGUGAUGGCACAAGGAGAGUAAAACAACAAGGCAUAUUUCAAAAUAAGCGAUAGCAAGUUAAUGAGAAUCAGUGCAUUUUUUCUCUGCUGAUAGAUUCAAUUUUGCAUUCAGGUGCUUUCAGUUGGUACUCCUGAGGAAAAUGUGCUUACAUCUGUGAAAAGUUUGUCAGUGUUUCAAAUACCGACAAGAAGGUAGUCUUGAUUGUGAUUGGGACGAUAAACAAUAUUUAUUGUAAAAAUGUAAGGAUGAAGUACAUUUAUGUUUCAUUCUAUGAACUGAAUAUGUAAAGCGUGAAUUUCUAGUCAAGAAAACAUUUCAUAUAUAAAGGCAUUGUUAAUAAAAACCGUUAAGUCACAGCACAUCGUUGUAGGAAUUGGAAGGAUAAAUGGAAUGAACUGACGAAUAAGAUAUGCUGAUCGAGAUCAGAUUUAUUGUUGACUUUUAAUUGCUUUGCGGUUUUCUCAUAAUAAAUUAUAAUAAUAAAAA
This is a messenger RNA of Lingula anatina, 8312 nucleotides long. Its product is annotated as serine/threonine-protein kinase mTOR. Gene Ontology annotation, biological process: TORC1 signaling; negative regulation of macroautophagy. Gene Ontology annotation, molecular function: protein binding; protein serine/threonine kinase activity; protein-containing complex binding. Gene Ontology annotation, cellular component: TORC1 complex; cytoplasm; nucleus. The record is from RefSeq and is a predicted model, not a curated record. Lineage: Eukaryota; Metazoa; Brachiopoda; Lingulata; Lingulida; Lingulidae.